Molecule: messenger RNA, 828 nt
Organism: Monoraphidium neglectum
Lineage: Eukaryota; Viridiplantae; Chlorophyta; Chlorophyceae; Sphaeropleales; Selenastraceae
Exons: 9
Coding region: 1-828 (275 amino acids)
Biological process (GO): protein neddylation
Cellular component (GO): nucleus
Molecular function (GO): NEDD8 transferase activity
Source: RefSeq, a predicted model, not a curated record
AUGAUCAAGCUCUUCAGCGUCAAGGCAGGCACCCGCGUCCCCGCCCUGGAGCGCGCCUCGGCUGACCUCACGGAGCUGCAGUUGCCUGGGAACAUCAAGAUCAACUUCCCUGAGGGCAAGGAGAAGCCAAUGCACUUUGAGAUAUCAAUCAGGGCAGACGAGGGCAUGUACAGGAAUGGGAAAUUCCUGUUUGACUUUGUCAUUGCGCCUAGCUACCCGUACGAUGCACCAAAGGUCAAAUGCAAGACCAAGGUGUACCACCCCAACAUCGACCUGGACGGCAACAUCUGCCUGAACAUUCUGCGGGAGGACUGGAAGCCGGUGCUUUCUAUCAGCAGCGUCGUGUACGGGUUGCAGUUCCUGUUCCUGGACCCCAACCCUGAGGACCCCUUGAACAAGGACGCUGCAGCCAAGCUGCAGGAGAGCGCGCGGUCCUUUGAGUCGUACGUGCAGCGCAGCAUACAGUAUGGGAUGCAGAUCGACGGCACCUGGUUCCCGCCCUGCGCCCCCAACGGCAACUGGGCAGGCACGGGCAGCGGCUUCACCGGCCGCAUUGACCACCACGGCAAGGGCCGCCCCUUCAAGGACGGGUUCUCAGCCGCCGCCGCCGCCACCAAGGAGGCCACAACAGACGCUGUAGAUGCCGCGAGUGAUGUGGCCGAGGGCAGGGGCAACGAGGCCGUGGGCUACGUGGAGGGUGCCGUGAAGGGUGUGAUGGACAAGAACUUCGCCAGCAAGGAUGACGAGAACCCGAGCACCGGCGCCCAGGGCUGGAAAGGGGACAUCCAUGGCCGUGGCCGCGACGGGUUCCACGUGCCACGCGGCUGA